Molecule: messenger RNA, 1005 nt
Organism: Drosophila serrata
Lineage: Eukaryota; Metazoa; Arthropoda; Insecta; Diptera; Drosophilidae
Source: RefSeq, a predicted model, not a curated record
AUGGAAGCUGAACUCAAAACGCUGCUCUGUCGAAACGCGGUUCCAAUUAUUGAUUUAGAGAACUGCAUUGAGGGCGGGACUGCUGUCGUGGCCCAAAAGCUAAGGAGGGCUCUAUCUGAACAGGGCUAUGCUUUGCUUAUAAACCAUGGAAUUUCCAAUGAAAAGGUAAAUUAAUUAAUACACAAAUUAUGAGUUACAAGAAAUUGUCCUCUCAGAUGGAGGAUCUAUGGAUUUGUGGACUUGCCGGAUGAGGUUAAGGCAACCUAUGAACGCACCAAGGCUCCGGAUGGGGAUAAUCAUGGUUAUGUGAGUCCUGGGAUGGAACGCUUUGAUGGAAGGACCCCGGAAUUGAGGCAUGCGUACAACAUCUGCAAGUUGGGAUCGCAUGUUUUGCCAGAGAGCGAAUUGCCUGGAUUUACAAAGCACAUAAACUCCCUGACCGAUGACUUCAAUGCCCUCGGUAGGUUUAUCCUCCGGGUUCUGGCCUUGUCCUUAGGGGCACCGGAGUCAUUCUUCCUCGACAAGCACUCGUACAUGUUGUCCGACGAUCGUUAUAAUCUCACCACCCUGCGGAUGCUCUACUACCCGCCGGUAAAGGACACCAGUUCCAAGGACAUAGUUCGCUGUGGAGCACAUGCCGACUACUGCUCCUUCACUCUUCUUGCCCAAGACUCGGAGGGGGGAUUGGAGGUGAAGCUGCGUGGCAGUGAUCAAUGGGAACGAGUUGGUCAUCUUCCGGGUGCACUCUUCAUCAAUUGCGGCGAAACCAUGGCCUCAUGGACAGAUCAAUUCUAUCACGCUUUGCAACAUAGAGUGGUGGUUCCUGAGCAGCAGGAUACUCGUCUUCGGGGACGGCACUCCAUUGCCUAUUUUUGUCAUCCCGAUAGUUCAACGCUGAUUGAUUCUAAAGACUUGAAUAUUGAUUCAAAAAAUGAAGUAAUAUAUAAUGCAUAUGAUAUAACAAUGGCUUUGGCGAAAGGAGCCUAUGGGCAUAAUUACUCCUAG